Molecule: messenger RNA, 396 nt
Organism: Cercopithifilaria johnstoni
Lineage: Eukaryota; Metazoa; Nematoda; Chromadorea; Rhabditida; Onchocercidae
Source: the annotation of a GenBank genome assembly
AUGAACAAUAAUGUACCGGGAGCAGGUAAUGCUAUAAGAAACCAAGCUGGUCCGGGAGCUGCUGCUGGUCAAGUACAAAUUACAACAACAUCGAGUCCUUUUGGCUCAUUAUCUCCUUUACUUGCUUUGUUGCUUGCAAGCAACUUGAAUGGUGGAGGCUCCCCAUAUCCUUAUUAUCCUUACUAUGGCGGUUACGGAGCGUAUGGUAAUCAUUAUAUGGAUUGCUGCAUGUAUCGAAUGUGCCAUUGUUGCUGGCAGUGUAAUGAGGAAUUGAAAUUAGGAAUUGAAACUAAUUUUGGACCAAGAGAAUUCGAUGUUGGAACUGGUGCUGUUGCUGGAGCUGCUCGUAUAUCAGGAGGAAUAAGUGGCGCUGCAUCAUCAAAGAUUGAAAUUUAA